AUGGCGAAAGGCGAAGUCGAUGCUCAGCAAGAGCUAGAGGAUGCAUUUGAAGCGAAAGAUUUGGAUGGAUUUAAACGUGCCAUCACACGUGGUGCUCAGCCCAACCUCAUCUCAAAAAGGGAUGAGGACAAUCAAAUGACCAUAUUUGAGAAGGCUUUAUCAACAAAAGGACGUUCUACAUUUAUAAAAGCGUGUCUCGAUGCUGGCUGUGAUCCCAAUUACGUUAAUUCGGAGCUUAAUAAAGCUGCCAUCCACUAUGUAAUCGAUUCAGGAAUCGGUUCAGCAAGCCAUUAUAAUGCGUCCAAUCUUUACGGGCUGGUGGAUCAACCCAACUCCAAAGUAGAUAUUGAUCACAUGUACGAGGGGGAAACAGCGUUAAGUAGAUUAAUCAAAAGUCUGCAAGGAGAGGAUUCUCCUGGUCUCCUUAUCGCCAUUCGAUUACUAUUGAGGAAAGGCGCUUCAACCAACUUUGAUGGCACAUCUCUCAUUCAACAAGUACUAUUCAACGAAAAUAUCUCACAAUCGACACGAGCGGAUUUGAUCUCAGCGUUUGUACAGGCACCCCAACUCAGUCGAUCGGAUUAUUUCAAAGGAAUUGAUUUUCUUUUGGAAAGUGGUUAUCUCAACGGCGACAGUGACCAGCUCUACAUUUUCCUAUUGCCCGCUCUACUCGGUCAACCUACUUCGCCAAUGCUCGACACUCUGGCGCAAUACCAAAAGACCAUUGUAAACUGGGAUAAUAAGAAAAUGUUGCAACGUUUGCUCAUGGAGCAUAUCAAAAAGCAUACUGAGAAGGCACUCGAAGCAGUGUUGGCCACCCUGGAAAAGAAUUCGCCUCAGGAAAAUGAGUAUCUUGUAGGGUUGGCUAUCGAAGAUGGUAGCUGGUCAACUGUUCUCCAAUUGCUUAAGAUCGUAUAUCUCAAGCUAGUGCCCAAGGGCACGCUUCUAAAAAAUAUGAUUAUGCAAUUGAAACCGCUGAACAAUUACCUUCAGAGCAACGAAUACCAUGAAUGUUUGCUGCGAUGCGUUAAGGAUUGGCGGCAGCAUAUCAAUGACUUCGAUGAUCAGCACAAAACGCUUCUGCAUUAUGCGGUGCUCUGUCGCAAUGAGAUUGCCAUAAGAGUGCUCUUGAGGGAGGGCGCCAGAUUGGGAGUGCGCAAUGACAAGAAUCGCAUUGUGAUCGAGGAUAUUGAUGCCAAGCUUCUGGAGGAGCAUUUCGAUUACUGCAUCACUGGGCGAGGCGAGAAGACCAGCCACGAGGGUUACGAGAUCAUCAUGAACUGUCUGAAUAUGACCAACGAGAACAACGAACUCGAUAUUGCUCCCAUUGCCUGCAUGGCUCGGUCGAAGGAGCUGUGUCCGCUGUUGGAGCAUCCGUUGAUCACCUGCUUUCUUAAGCUGAAGUGGAGUCGACUCACCACCAUCUUCUUCACCCACUUUAUCAUCAAUAUCAUCUUAAGUUUGAUAUUGGGGAUCCAUAUUUGGUUGCGUUUCCCUAAACGUAAUAAUAACGAGCUUUCUAUAUGGAUUGUUAAGAGUCUGUUCCAAGUGCUGAUUGGCUAUCUUCUUAUAGUGGAAGUCAUUUCCUUAGUGAUAAUCAAGCAUUGGUGGCGAAGUAUAAUCGAUUUUAUUCUGAUUUUUAUGCUCAUCCUCACAAACAUCGAGUGUGGAGAUGACAUCCAAAGGAUUAAUGCCGUCUUCGCCAUCAUGUUGAUGGGCAUCAAGCUGAUGAAUCUUAUUGGUGCCCUACCUGUGCGUGCCAUAUCGACCCACAUGCUCAUACUACGCCAGGUGGCCAGUACUUUCGCAACGAGCUUGUUGCAGUACUCCAUGCUGUUGAUCAGCUUCAGCUUGUGCUUCUAUGUGCUAUUUUCCAAACCGAGCUCUACAAAUUCAGCGAAUUAUACGGCUUCAGCGAAUUCUACGGAUUCAGCAAAUUCUACGGAUUCAGUGAACUUAACCGCUUCAGCGAACGCAACAGAUAAUGAUUUCAGUCUCUUCUUUGCGAAACUCGAUUUAUCGUUUAUGAAGACACUUGUUAUGUUCAAUGGUGAAUAUGAUGAAAGCUGCUUUAAUGGAUAUUUCACUAGUUUUGUGGUGAUCAUAUUCAUGUUUAUGGUCAUGGUCCUGACAAAUUUGCUGGGUGGCCUGGCUGUUGACGAUACCCAGACUAUUCGGGCUCAAGUGGAACUCAAUGCUGCCAUUUGUCGAACAAAUCUGUUGUACAGCUAUGAAGGACUCUUAAGCGGGAAUUCACCUCGAUUGGAACGUUUGCUUCGCUUCUUUAAUAAAAUGAUGGGAAUCCACGCUAAAUCUACCUAUGGCUAUGUAUCCAUAUUUCCAAACCAAGGGAAUAGGGCAGAGGUGUUCAGUGAAAGUUAUAGAAAUCAGAGUAAUGAAAGACUUGAGGUUGAAGGAGAAAACGUCGUCUUAGUUAAAGUAAGUACCGAUCAUGAAGAUGGUGCAAUCGGUUCCGAAUCUAAAAUGGAUGAGACGGAGGAUUUGCACUCCCGUUGCAAUGCUGAAGUGGAUGACUAUGAAGAAACAUUCUGCCAGUCUUGUGUGUCAAAUAAAAUAAAAAUUGACAAGCAGACUGUUAUCCGAGCUCUUACAAUUAUUAAAGAAAAAGGAAAAAAGAUGUCGACGAACAACGCGAAGAGUUCAUAGAACAACGACAGGAGGAUAUCAGGAAGCUGUUGAUGGAGAUGAAAACCCAGUUGGACUUAAAGAAUCCAGCCAAUUGAUUAAUUAACAACAAUUUAUAAA
Drosophila nasuta is the source of this 2766-nucleotide messenger RNA. RefSeq names its product transient receptor potential cation channel protein painless-like. The transcript has 3 exons. Gene Ontology annotation, biological process: monoatomic ion transmembrane transport. The record is from RefSeq and is a predicted model, not a curated record. Gene Ontology annotation, molecular function: protein binding; transmembrane transporter activity. NCBI's taxonomy places the organism in Eukaryota, Metazoa, Arthropoda, Insecta, Diptera, Drosophilidae. Bases 1 to 2667 code for a protein of 888 amino acids. Gene Ontology annotation, cellular component: transmembrane transporter complex.